UUUCUCUCUUUAAGCAUUUCUUUAUCCCUAAAAAAAAAAAAAAAAAAAAAAAUCCCCUAAUCCAUAUGCAAUUAACCAAGGCCGGAACAAGCCAAUCUCCGGCCACUUUUUUACCCUUUUUUAUUUGCUUCUCAGGCAAUGUCGUCAACGGUACCUUCGCCGCCGGCAACUAACUUCCAUUCUCCGUCGUUAACCAUUAUUCUAGCUGUUGUUCUCCUUGUGUUCUUCAUCUUAGGAUUCUUUUCUGUAUAUUUCUGUAGGUGUUUCAUGGAAAAUCUAUUCAACUCUUGGAAUUUGCAAAGAACUCCUUCGGGAAAUCUUGUUGGACCUUCUGAUACCGUUAACCAUGGCCUUGAUCCUUUACUCAUAAAAUCUUUCCCAACAUUUUUAUAUUCAAGCAUCAAAGAUUUUCGAAGAGAGAAAUACGGUCUCGAAUGUGCAAUUUGUUUGGUGGAGUUCGAGGACCAAAGUUCACUUCGUCUUUUAACGGUUUGUUACCAUGUUUUCCAUCAAGAAUGCAUCGAUCUUUGGCUCGAAUCUCACACCACUUGUCCCGUUUGUCGUCGGAAUCUUGAUUCUCCGCCUCCUGAUGCUACCGUUGAAACUUACAACGAUUCGGUGUUGGAGCAUGUUAUAAGCAUUGACGUUGAUGAUGACCAUCAUGAUGAUGAUGGUGUGGGGGAAUGUAGAGAAAGUGAAGGUGAUAAUCGUCAACCGUCGUCACUACCACCACCACCACAAUCACAACAACCACCACCACCGGCAUUUGACAUGACGGUGGUGGACAAAAGCCAAAACCAGAAUAAACCCGAAAAGUUUUCGCGGUCGCAUUCGACGGGGCAUUCCAUAGCUAGGAAUAGGCAAGAGAAUGAAAAGGAAAAAGAAGAAGAAGAAGAAGAAGAAGAAGAAGAAGAUAGGUACACAUUGAGAGUUCCAGAGCAUGUGAAGCUAAAACUCAUACGAGGCCACCAUUGGACUAAAAGUUGUACAACUUAUGGUGAGCUUUGUAAGCAUAAAGCCAAUGGUGGUGCUGGUGGCUUCGGCGAGGUUUCUGGAUGUUCUUGUGCUGCCGCUGAUAAAACCAAAAAUUGAAACCCCCCCAACCCCCCCAAAAAAAAAAAAAGAAAAAAAAAAUGAAAAGAAAAUUCCCUCUUGUUUUCUUUUCGUUUAUAUUCGUUGUAGUUUUUCUUUUUUGGCUUUUGUUAACGAUCUUCUUCUUUCUCUUCUUAUACAAAAAAAAAAAAAAAAAAAAAGAAGGGAUUUAAUUAAGAUAUAAAAGUUUAUUAAAA
This is a messenger RNA of Ziziphus jujuba (common jujube), 1289 nucleotides long. Its product is annotated as RING-H2 finger protein ATL29. Lineage: Eukaryota; Viridiplantae; Streptophyta; Magnoliopsida; Rosales; Rhamnaceae. The record is from RefSeq and is a predicted model, not a curated record. Bases 139 to 1092 code for a protein of 317 amino acids. The transcript has a single exon.